AUGAGUAGUGAGAAAGAAUCAAUGUACUUCAGAAUCUAUCACACAAUCAAUCAAAUGAUGAGAGAUCGUGGUUAUAACGUCGAUCCAUCUCGUCUUGAGAUUUCUCACGACAAAUUUAACAAAGUUUAUAGCGGAAACCCACAUAAUCUUAACGAAUGUUAUUCAAACAUGGAGGGUGAACGUAUUCUUACAUUUUUCGACUUGAUAGAGCGCCUUGAUUCUAAGACUAUUCAGACAAUUAUUAAAAAUAUGGAUGAAGCAGGUGUCAACAGAGCUAUUGUGAUUGGUCCAGAGGGUAUAUUAACACCAACAGCCGCUCGCAACUUAGAUAACGUCCGCUCAUCCGGAAAAACAAUCGAAUUUUUCUCAUUUGAUGAAGUUAUCAUCAAUAUUACAGAGCACGAACUCGUUCCUAAGCACGAGGUCCUUACAGAAGAUGAAAAGCAAGAAGUUCUUAAGCGCUACAACGUUACAGAAACACAACUUCCUCGUAUUCUUCGUACAGAUCCUGUUUCUCGUUACCUUGGUGUCAAACCAGGCCAACUCCUUAAAAUUACUAGAAAUUCUGACACAGCUGGUCAUUAUGUCACAUAUCGUCUUGUCUAUUAA
This is a messenger RNA of Trichomonas vaginalis G3, 609 nucleotides long. Its product is annotated as DNA-directed 5'-3' RNA polymerase protein. The transcript has a single exon. Gene Ontology annotation, biological process: DNA-templated transcription. The record is from RefSeq and is a predicted model, not a curated record. Gene Ontology annotation, molecular function: DNA-directed RNA polymerase activity; DNA binding. NCBI's taxonomy places the organism in Eukaryota, Parabasalia, Trichomonadida, Trichomonadidae. Gene Ontology annotation, cellular component: RNA polymerase III complex; RNA polymerase II, core complex; RNA polymerase I complex. The coding region runs from base 1 to 609 and encodes 202 amino acids.